AUGUUAUUAAGAAAAUUAGCAUUACUUUAUGAGUUUUGUUAAUAGUCUAUUAGACAUUGCUUUUAAUUUUUAUAAUAAGAUCCAAUAGAAUAAUCAGGAUAGAUUUAAAGUUAAUAUUAAAAAGCAAACAAGGAUGAAUAGUAGUUGAAAUAAUAAUAAUUGAAAUCAGGCUAUGGAGAUUUAGAAGAUUAGGAUAUAGAUCAUGUAAAAAUAGAAAUUAAAUUAGCAUUUGAUAGAAUAAGAGAAUCCUUUUGAAAAAUUGAAACCUACUUUAAAUUUCUAAAAUACUAUUCCACAAUAAUAAGAUAGUAAUAAUUAAAGGAUAGAAAAAGAGUAAAUAAAAUAUGAUGAAGAGAUGGUAGAGAUUCAUUAGAAUAAUAAUUGGAAUAAUCAUGAUAUUGAUUAAGAGAAUGAACAUAUUGAAUUAUGA
Messenger RNA from Paramecium sonneborni, 430 nucleotides. The record is from the annotation of a GenBank genome assembly. Lineage: Eukaryota; Ciliophora; Oligohymenophorea; Peniculida; Parameciidae.